Rangifer tarandus platyrhynchus (Svalbard reindeer) is the source of this 2661-nucleotide messenger RNA. Lineage: Eukaryota; Metazoa; Chordata; Mammalia; Artiodactyla; Cervidae. The record is from the annotation of a GenBank genome assembly.
AUGAACAGUGGCGGCGGCCUCCCGCCCCCCUCGGCCGCCGCCUCCUCCGCGUCCUCCUCGCUGGCGGCGGCCGCGGCGGUGGUGGCGGUGGCCCCGCCGGGGGUCGGGGGCGUCCCCGGCGGGGCGGCGGCGGCGGGGGUGAAGCUGAAGUACUGCCGCUACUACGCCAAGGAUAAGACGUGCUUCUACGGGGAGGAGUGUCAGUUCCUGCAUGAGGACCCGGCCGCCGGGGCCGCGCCGGGCCUCGGCCUCCAUAGCAACAGCGUCCCCCUGGCUCUGGCGGGCGCGCCCGGGGCCGGCUUCCCGCCCGGAGCGGUCCCGGCCGGGGGAGCCGGGCCGCCCGCGGGGCCCAAGAAGCCGGACCUGGGGGGCCCCGGAGCCGGCGGAGGCGGCAGCAGCGGGGUCCUCGACGGGCCGCGGCUGGCAAUUCCUGGAAUUGAUGGAGGUGCUUUGACUGAUACGAGUCUCACAGAUUCCUAUUUCAGCACCAGCUUUAUUGGAGUCAAUGGAUUUGGAAGCCCUGUGGAGACGAAGUAUCCUGUGAUGCAGAGAAUGACUAAUAGUAGCAGCUCCCCAAGCCUUCUAAAUGACAGUGCCAAGCCAUACGCAGGCCACGAUCCUCUAACUUCACCUGCUUCAUCCUUGUUUAAUGACUUUGGUGCCCUCAACAUCUCUCAGAGAAGAAAGCCAAGGAAGUAUCGCCUGGGGAUGCUGGAGGAGAGGCUAGUUCCGAUGGGAUCAAAGGCACGAAAAGCAAAGAACCCUAUUGGCUGCCUUGCUGACAGGUGUAAAUCAGGAGUACCCAUCAAUAUGGUUUGGUGGAACAGAGUCACAGAAAACAAUUUACAGACACCAAAUCCUACUGCAAGUGAGUUUAUUCCCAAAGGAGGAUCAACCUCCAGGCUGAGUAACACGUCCCAGUCACAUGCGUCUGCCUUCUCUCAAGUGUUCUCCCACCCAUCCCUGGGGACUCCUGCUGCUGCUGGAUUAGCACCAGGAAUGUCGCUGUCUGCGGGAUCCUCCCCUCUUCACUCCCCCAAGAUCACUCCACAUACUUCUCCCGCCCCCAGAAGAAGAAGCCACACUCCAAGUCCAGCAAAUUACAUGGUGCCUUCUAGUGCCUCUACGCCCGGGAAUAAUCCUGUUUCUCAGACACCGUCUUCUGGUCAAGUGAUCCAAAAGGAAACCGUCGGUGGAACGACGUACUUCUAUACAGACACAACUCCAGCACCUUUGAGUGGAAUGGUAUUUCCCAAUUACCACAUCUAUCCUCCAACUGCACCUCACGUUGCUUAUAUGCAGCCGAAAGCGAACGCACCUUCCUUCUUCAUGGCUGAUGAACUGCGACAGGAGCUGAUAAACAGACAUUUAAUAACAAUGGCUCAAAUUGAUCAAGCGGAUAUGCCAGCAGUCCCUUCAGAAGUUGACAGCUACCAUAGCCUGUUCCCUCUAGAACCACUGCCACCACCCAACCGGAUACAGAAAUCAAGUAAUUUUGGAUAUAUUACAUCCUGCUACAAAGCUGUAAAUAGCAAAGAUGAUCUGCCUUAUUGCCUUCGGAGGAUACAUGGUUUUCGUCUUGUUAACACAAAGUGCAUGGUAUUGGUCGAUAUGUGGAAAAAAAUUCAGCACUCAAAUAUUGUAACCUUGCGUGAAGUAUUUACCACUAAAGCUUUCUCAGAGCCUUCUCUUGUGUUUGCAUAUGAUUUCCAUGCUGGAGGAGAGACCAUGAUGAGCAGACACUUCAAUGACCCCAAUGCGGAUGCCUAUUUCACAAAGAGAAAGUGGGGUCAACAUGAUGGACCGUUGCCCAGACAGCAUGCUGGAUUGUUGCCAGAAUCUCUUAUUUGGGCAUAUAUUGUCCAGCUGAGUUCUGCACUGCGUACCAUUCAUACCGCAGGUUUGGCAUGUCGUGUUAUGGACCCAACAAAGAUUCUGAUAACUGGCAAAACAAGGUUGCGAGUAAAUUGUGUUGGAGUUUUUGAUGUUUUAACAUUUGAUAACAGUCAGAAUAAUAAUCCAUUGGCAUUAAUGGCUCAAUACCAGCAAGCAGAUCUGAUAUCAUUAGGAAAAGUUGUGUUGGCUUUGGCUUGCAACUCUUUGGCAGGAAUUCAGCGAGAGAAUUUACAGAAAGCCAUGGAACUGGUGACAAUCAACUACUCCUCUGACCUGAAGAAUCUGAUUUUAUAUUUGUUGACUGACCAAAACAGGAUGCGAAGUGUAAAUGACAUCAUGCCCAUGAUUGGUGCUCGAUUUUAUACUCAAUUGGAUGCUGCUCAAAUGAGAAAUGAUGUCAUAGAGGAAGACCUUGCAAAGGAGGUUCAAAAUGGAAGACUGUUUAGGCUUCUAGCAAAAUUGGGAACAAUCAAUGAGAGGCCGGAGUUUCAGAAGGAUCCUACCUGGUCGGAGACGGGAGACCGGUACCUGUUGAAACUCUUUAGGGAUCAUCUUUUUCAUCAGGUGACAGAAGCGGGUGCUCCUUGGAUUGACCUCAGUCAUAUCAUUUCUUGUCUUAACAAGUUAGAUGCUGGUGUGCCAGAAAAAAUAAGCCUCAUUUCCAGAGAUGAGAAGAGUGUACUUGUGGUGACUUACAGUGACUUAAAGCGAUGCUUUGAAAAUACUUUUCAAGAACUGAUUGCAGCUGCGAAUGGUCAGUUGUAG